AUGAUAUCUACUAGGAAUUCACGGAGUUUGCUUUAUACAAAUCAAAGUUCUGUUGUGGGAGGUUUUCAUGAAUUAUUCUGGAGAUGGAGUUUACUGGAAAAGACUUCUAGGAAAUUUCACACUCAUUCUUCUCGACACAAUGCAUUUUCAAAAUGUAUUCAUCAGCAAUCAAGAAAAAGCAGCAGCUUGUCCAAUUCUUCUUCUUCAAACUCAACCAGCGCCAUUAAAUCAGCAAAUACACCUAUAGAUACUCCAUUAGAAGCCCCCAACAAGUCCCCCGAACUCAAUCAACUCGCCUUGGAUGUUCGUCAAGUAAUGCGCCAUGUACCACAUUCCGUCGUAAUUCUCACCACUCCAAAUCUUCAUCCGAAGUCUGGAGAACCUUCAAUAGCAGCAGCAGCUAUGACUUUAUCCUCUUUUACUACCCUUACCCUCUCACCAGAACCUAUCAUCACAUUUAAUAUCAAGCGUCCUUCUCGAACACUUGAUGCACUAAAAGCAUUAUACCCCGUCGGGUCAGCAUCAUCAUCCGCCAAAGAUGAACCCGAUAGAUGGUUUCACAUCCACAUUUUAGAAUGCAACACAUCAGGUGCUCAACUUGCCAAUCACUUUUCCCGCGGUGGACCCAUGCUCCCGGAAGAUCGCACGUUGGUGUAUUCACCAGGCGCCAUUGCAAAUGUAACCACGAGAGGUAUAAGACAGACGUUUCAAUGUGAGAUUCUGCGGAAUCAUGAAACGAGUGGAUUUAUUGAUGUUGGGGAUCAUACGUUGGUUUUUGGAAAGGUGAUGAGAAUUGGGUUUGGGGAGAAAGCGGAUAAAGUGAAGGGAAGGAAGAAGGAGUGGAGGGGUUUGUGUUAUAUGCAGGGGAAAUAUCAGAUUGCGAUGCCUAUGCUGCAUACUGAUAAGAAGGGUGUAACUGUUAAAGGUAAUGGAAUUGAGGAUACUGUAUAA
Messenger RNA from Botrytis deweyae, 951 nucleotides. RefSeq lists its product as uncharacterized. The coding region runs from base 1 to 951 and encodes 316 amino acids. The record is from RefSeq and is a predicted model, not a curated record. NCBI's taxonomy places the organism in Eukaryota, Fungi, Ascomycota, Leotiomycetes, Helotiales, Sclerotiniaceae. The transcript is spliced from 2 exons. Gene Ontology annotation, molecular function: FMN binding; riboflavin reductase (NADPH) activity.